Prorocentrum cordatum is the source of this 801-nucleotide messenger RNA. NCBI's taxonomy places the organism in Eukaryota, Dinophyceae, Prorocentrales, Prorocentraceae. The record is from the annotation of a GenBank genome assembly.
AUGAUGGUGGCAGCUUGGCGCUCCAGCGCAGGGCCGCCUGGGCGAGGCCUUCGCCGCUGCCUCCUGCAUCUGUCCGUGGUUGCUGCGGUGUGCGUGUUGCCUUUUCAGGCCGCGGCAGUCAGGGCGCCGGUGCGGAUCGCUUGCAUUGGCGAUUCGAUCACUGCCGGCUUUGCGCUGCAGAACAGAUCUCUCGCCUACCCUGGUCGCCUCGAGGGCCUGCUGAGGCAGAGGUCUUCCUCAGAGAUCGAGGUGGUCAAUCUGGGGGUUCCCGGUAGGCCACUGAUGAAGCACGGCUGCCAGGAUAGCGCCCUGGAGAAGGCCCACCGAAGUUCAAAGGAGCCUGACGUCGACCCACGGGCCGACGUGGUCAUGGUCAUGCUGGGCACCAACGACGCCCACGGAGAGGGCGAGUGGCCCUGCAGCAAGCCCUUCCAGGAACAGUACACGAGGCUGAUCGAGAGCCUGGCACAGGCCCCCUCCAAGCCGCGCGUGUACGUUCUGACGCCGCCGCCGGUGACCAGCCCGCCCGACUGCCCGGACUGCCCGCCCUUUGGCGGCAUCUCCAGGAGGGUCGUGAACGAGGUUUACCCGAAGCUCCUGCGCACGGUGUGCGACCGCAGUUCUUCCUUGGCGUCUUUCGUGGACGUGUGGUCGAGACUCGGCGGGUCUGGCAUGGCUGCCUCCAUGACGCUCGACGGCGUGCACCCGAAGGAGGAGGCCCAUCUGGACAUUGCUCGCUCGCUGGUGGACGUGCUAUGUGCGGACUUGGACAUCUGUGGCCGAUCGUCCAGGGAACGAUGA